UUUAGAAUAAGCCAGCAAUAUCUUGUAAUACCACAGAACUACGACCCUUUCAUUACCGAAUGCAUUUUCAAAUUCCCCUCGCUGAACUAUAUCAACGCUACUACGACCCUCUCCCCAGUCCAACCAUCGCCACCAUGUCCGAUCGAACCAACAAUCACCACUCAGUUGUAUCUUCGUCCGUCCCGUCGAGUUCCUCACGGCGAUCCGCGUCGUCGUCUGGCUUCUCGGUUGGUCAGGAAUGGACGUAUUUUGAACCGUGCACCCGCAUUACCGCCAUCGGGUUAUGCCAAUUGCAGCCCCCAGCGUACCUCCUACAUCCAGAGUUCGAACAACGCAGUGUGCGUGCUGCUUCGAGACCAGUUCAGCAUCCGGCUGUGGUCGCCGCCGGUGGACGCCAUGCUCCAAGCCGAGCAAUGUAGGGUGACCAUGGCGAUGGACCACCUCGAGCGUUACCGUCGAACGGCAGUGUUCGCGCUGGGGCGAGAUGCGUCGCUGGUUCUCCGAGAGCCCAACGCGGGGGGGCAGAGCGUCGUGUCCGAGGCCUUGUCGAUGGAGUACAUGCACCAAAUGUUUGGUGCUGUGGAUGUUGUGACGGAGAUGCAGAUCCAGUACUGGAGCUCGAACUGGAAAAAGGUGGAUUACAUAUGCACCAUGCACGGCCAGCGCAUUGCGGUGAGUGUGACGCGGGCCAUGAAAUUUCACAAGAACGAACCGUUUACCACCGCCGAUGCGCAAGUGUUGCUGCGAAAGAAGUUGCACGGGUUGGUGGUCGCCAAGACGGGCGUGUGCCGAGCCCAGCGCUACGUCAAGUCGAUUCUUCACAUUUGGUGUCAGACCAAAGCGAUAGCUGACACGAUUGCCACGUGUUAUGAGGCGAUUGUAGCCGAGUUGGAGAUCGUAGAUAACGUCGUCCUCAUGGCCACGGUGGCGCUGGAAGAUGGAAUUUUUGACAACAACUUGGCACUGGUCGAGCCGCAAUAGGGUGUAGCUUAACGGUGACGUCGGUAACUUGGAUGUGUUUUGAUUUUGGCGCCAUCCUAAAAUCCGCGCAUUCAAGCUCCAGAACUGUGUAUUGACCCUGUCGCCGUUCUCAAAAUGAUGGAAGCAAGCGCGUGAAAAAGGAAGAGGUCAUAUUAUUAAUACUACUACUACUGGG
Aphanomyces astaci is the source of this 1156-nucleotide messenger RNA. RefSeq lists its product as hypothetical. Bases 397 to 981 code for a protein of 194 amino acids. The record is from RefSeq and is a predicted model, not a curated record. Lineage: Eukaryota; Oomycota; Saprolegniomycetes; Saprolegniales; Verrucalvaceae. The transcript has a single exon.